Messenger RNA from Musa acuminata AAA Group (dessert banana), 1411 nucleotides. RefSeq lists its product as uncharacterized. NCBI's taxonomy places the organism in Eukaryota, Viridiplantae, Streptophyta, Magnoliopsida, Zingiberales, Musaceae. Bases 255 to 1262 code for a protein of 335 amino acids. The transcript is spliced from 2 exons. The record is from RefSeq and is a predicted model, not a curated record.
CGGUAACGGUCGAAAUCGACCGUUACCACACUGUAGCAGUGCUACAGUGCUCCAACGGUCAAAUUGACCGUUGGAGCCCUUUCUCCUCCUAUUUAAACCAAUCUUCUCUCCCCUAUUUCAUUAUACUCUCUUAAACUCUCUCUCAAACCAAUUUUCUCUCCCGUAAUUGGUCAACGUUUGCAUUGAUUCAUACGAAGGUCCGCAAUAGACUCUCCUACAGACGGUUAGAGAAACUAGUAUAUGUCCAUUAUAACAUGCGGCUAAAAUUACGAUGUGCUGAGUUGGAUAAGGAGCCAGAGGAACCAGAUAUUGAUCCCAUUGACCUCCAAUUCUACAACGAAGAUUCAGAGCCAAUGUUAGAUUGGGUUGAAGCAGCAGAGAACCAAGAGGAUCCUCUACUUGAUGAGGCGGGAGAUCCUCAGCGUCCUUCGCGUUUUAUCACCGAGGCAAUAGAAGAAGAAGAAGAAGCACAACCCCAACAGGUGGAAAAUCCCCCUCGAUUACAACAUGGUAUGAGUCAAACUGCUCGAGGAACUACCGAUACCCAACGGUCACACUCGUCCGCCCAACGUGCAAAGGCAAAGGGGAAGGCAGUAGCAUCAGUUGCAUCGUUGGAAAGAAUCGAGUCGGGCGACGAGACACCUUCACAAUCACAUUCUCUUUCUCGCUCGGUCCAGAGACAUGAUAGCAACACGGACAGCAGUGCCUCAACAGAUGAUGGCGGUGAUACCGGGCAGUCGUUGGUCUCGUCUGCACAACUUGAGGGUGGUGAAUGGACUGAGGAGCAAUAUUUUACACAUGCCACUCAAGAUUCAGAUCAUGGAACUCGACAAGGUACUGGUCAAGUUUAUGCGCGGAAGGGAAAGGAGAAGGGGAAGGCAGUGGAUGAAUAUGAACAAAUGCGACAGAGCAUACAUGAUAUAGACACAGAAAGAGACUCAUCGUAUUCACAGCAAUCGUAUUAUGGAGAAUCAUAUGGGCAACAACAGUAUGGUGAUAGUUGGUCAUCCUUCUCUGAGCAACAGCAUGAUACAGAACAACAUCAAUAUAUGCCUCAAGAGCUGCCUCGAACAAAUAUGAUUCAUGACGAUCAAUCUACGAUCAGCACCACAUUGAUGCAUCAAUGGCAUACGGUGUAUCAAUACACUAUGUCAUGGGAUCAAUUUCAUGAUUGGGUCCAACAAACGUAUCAUAUUGAUAUGUAUCGGAUCGAGGACCCUGAUCCACCACCCGUGGAGGCCCGUCGUUCGUUUUGGUGGUAGAAUUAACAAUCAGGUAUUUUCGGAGGGUUAAAUCGGUGAAAUCGGGUGUACCGCUCGGUACACCUCGGUAUACCGGUCGGUACACCCGUACCGUACCGUACCGAGCGUGGGUCGAAACGCCGGUACGGUACGGUACGGCGAACCUUGUG